CCGAAAAGCAAGCAUGCCUACUUUUUGCAUGCCGUGGCUCGCAGCGGGUCCGCCGAAGGUCGCCGCCGCAGUCGCCGCCUUGGCCGUCGUCGGCACGGUGACGUGGCGCCGCAACUUAAAGGCUUGGCCACCGUCGCUUGCGGUUUGGGUCACUGUCGCUGGCGGCGCCGCGCUUGUUGCAGCCUCAACGACCGUGCUCUUCAUCACAGCUGCCUUCCUCGUCGCCGCCGUUUGCAGCUGGCGGCUGUUCGGGAUGGCUGGCGGCCGAGACGACAAGAGCAGCUCGAGAUCCGCCGCCUCGCUCGAGCCUGCCGAACGUCGUUGCCGCCAUCGCACGCCGUCUCAGAUUCACCACCAGCAGUUCAAUUCGCAUAGCUGCUUGGUCCUGCUUUGCGCCUUUGGUAUGCUUGCUCCUUGCGAGGCUCGUCCGUCGCCACCUGUGUUCCCGUCGCAGCCAUCCCCGCACGCUCGACGCGAGCUCAACGACCGUCGCCUCAGCCCGGCGGUCUUCGACUACGCCGAUCCGAAGGAGGUCGCCACGCGGCUCAACUGCACCUUUGCCGGCGUCAUCGCCGAGGACCACUUCGACGCGGGCAUCGGCGCGGCCUUUGGCGUCUGCGAGGACGUCGCCGCGCCGCACACGCUGCACAAGCUCGCGAUCGCGACGCAGUGCGCCGACUUUGCCUACGGCGCGCGGCUCUCGCUCGAGGUGCGGCGCGUCGUGCGGGCGGCGCUCGUCGCCGCCGAGGCCGCCGCACGCAACUCGACGCUCGCCACAAGCACGACCGCCUCCGCGUCCUGGGGCAUCGUGCGCGUGCUCUCGAACGUGCCCGCCACCACCACGCCCACCACCAUCGGCGGCUUGCCCGCGCCGUCGCCUCGCCUCGCGGCCAGCGCCGCCGCGACGGGGACGGCGGCCUUCUCCGUCGGGACGGCGGCCUUCUCCGUCGGCGCCGAGCCGCGCACUUUCCUCGCCAUCCGCCUCGAGUACACCGACUACAGCCCCACCUACUGCUCCGAGGCGUGCGUGCGCGACGGCUUCACCCACCCGUCGGGCGUGCGCCAGCCGGGGACCGUCGAGUACGCCACCGAGCUCUCGUCAUACGAGAUCCUCGAGUGGACGUCCGUCGAGGUCGUCACGGUGCAGAUGGGCCAGCCCGUCUCCGCCAUCGCCGGCUGCGACAUCUUCCAGCAGGUCCUCCCCGCGACGAGCCUUGCCCUCUCGCUCAUGGCGACGCAGCACCCGAGCGUCUCGACCACCUCGUCGACGCAACACAUCGAGUUCUGGCUGCCGCACACCUCGGUCUCGCAGUGCUCGUGGGGCGGCCUCGGCCAGCUCGGCGGGCGGUACACGUGGGAGGUGCAGUACUCUGCGGGCGCCAACCGCAAUGGCAUCCGCGUGCACGAGCUCGGCCAUAACCUCGGGCUGCACCACUCGGGGCAGAUGGACGUCGACGGCAACGCGCUCAACGAGUACGGCGACUACUCGGCGGUGAUGGGCUCGAGCGCGCGCAACAACUGCCCGGGCUUCGUGCUGCCCAACCUGAUCACGCUCGGCUGGCUCGAACGCAACACGCACACGCGCGACUGGGGCGGCGCGGCCGUCGUCGCCAUCUCCGACCUUCGCGUCGACCCCUUUGCCUCCGGCUCCGCGGGCGGCGCGCUCGCGGCCGGCCGCACAUACGGCGUGCGCCUCCCCGUGGCGGGAUCGAACAUGGCCGUGUGGGUCUCGUACCGCACGGGCGCAGGGCUCGACGCCACCCUCUCGAGUGCGGUCAAGGGCCGGCUCUCGGUCCAUUACGCGCCCGCCAAUGGCGAGCGCAACACGCUCACGUAUGCCCUCGGCUUCCCUGCCGUCGGCACGCCCUUUGUGGUACGGCCGCAGCGCGCGUGGGCCGCCUGCUCGAGCGGCGGAUGCGUGCAUGCGCUGCAGAUGUGCACCGCCGGCGCCGCCGAGGCGAUGGUCGCUCUCGUCGUCGAGGACUCGGACGACGCCGCCAUCGCCGCCGCGCAGCGCCUGUGCGCCACGCCAUCGCCGCCGCCUCCGUCCGCGGCUCUCAUGGCUCCGCCAUCCGCGCCACCAUCCGCGCCCUCGCCAGUGACCUUUGUCGCUAGUGCACCCGGGGGCGACUGCAUCGACGCGUGCUCCGCGCUCGGCUCCACCUGUGUGAAGGCUCGCUUCCCCCAGACGGCCGACACGAUCGAGGCUGCGUUUGCAUCGAUGGGUCUCGGCACGUGCACGGCCUCGAGGCGUUGUGACGCGGGCGAGUGCCCGCUCCUCGGCUGGGACGGGACCAUCACGGGAUGCUACUACUGCCCCGACGAGAAUUGGUACACAACCAACAACUGCUACUCCAAAGCUGGCAGCCGGGUGCGGAUGUGCCCAUGCAGCGGCGAGCUUGUCGUGCCGCCGCCACCGCCGCCAUCGCCACCGCCGCCAGCACCUUUUCCAUGUGCCAGCGCAGUCGACCUGGGGGUGGCGGCACUGGCGCGAGGUGCGUGGGCUCAGGCGGCGACGCGCCGGGGUCGGUCGGUGGCUCGGUCCGUGGUUCUGGGGGACGGUGGGGGUGGAGGGGGUUCUUGCCAGGGGCGUCUCGUACCUUUGCGAGGCGGCGCAGGUCUCGCGCGCUCGCGCCUCUCGCGCCUUUCGGCCGCGGGGGUUCGUAGAGUGCGCCAGGCAGCGUAGAGGGCGGGGGAGCGUUUGUGUAUAAUCUUCUUGGCGUUUGAGCCGCUCGUACUAGAACAUGAG
Molecule: messenger RNA, 2749 nt
Organism: Emiliania huxleyi CCMP1516
Lineage: Eukaryota; Haptophyta; Isochrysidales; Noelaerhabdaceae
Exons: 2
Coding region: 14-2686 (890 amino acids)
Source: RefSeq, a predicted model, not a curated record